CAGACCAACACACAUGCAUGCCAUCUUAACUUUCGGUUAAAGUGUUCUAAUUAGUCAUAUCCUGCAUUAAACUUACUGGGUUCUUCCUUAUUGCCUCUCUAUUCUAUUCUAGAGACAACCCCUCUACCAUUUUCUUUAGAUUAAUCAAUGGGAAUUGAACAACAGCAACAGUCUCCAAAGAUUGCAAAGAAUUCAUAUUUAUCGUUUAAACAUGUCUUUUAUUUUGUGUUCUUUGUGAUUGGUUUGUCCAUUGGAAUCACAACUAGUUUGUACCUUAAAACCUUCUCUUUCUACAUUCAAACAACCCUGUCAUUGCCAUCGUUAUCAGCAACAAUUCUAGAGCAGUCACCACCAUCACCAUUACCACCAUCACCACCACCUCCACUACUAAUAGCUCUACAAUCACCACCGCUGCCGCCGCAGCCAGUACUAAUAGCUGUACAACCACCAUCACCACUACCACCCACUAUACCGAAUGAAAGUAGGAUUGCAUCCAAUAAUAAGCCCUCUCUCAUGCACAACAUGGAUGAUGACGAGUUGUUUUGGCGAGCAUCAAUGGUUCCAAGUAUUAGAGAGUUCCCUUUUAAUUAUGUCCCAAAGGUUGCUUUCAUGUUCUUGACAAAAGGGCCUAUACCUUUGGGACCAUUGUGGGAGAAAUUCUUUAAAGGUUAUGAAGGUCGUUAUACCAUUUAUGUUCACCCUCAUCCGUCAUAUAAUGAAUCUGUCCCUGCAAGUUCUGUUUUCCAUGGAAGAAGAAUUCCAAGCAAGCCAGUGGAAUGGGGGAAACCAACAAUGAUUGACGCAGAGAGGCGCCUCUUGGCUAAUGCACUACUAGAUCUCUCUAAUGAAAGAUUUGUAUUACUCUCAGAGACAUGCAUUCCUUUGUUCAACUUCACAACAAUAUAUAACUAUCUCAUUGGCUCCAAUAAGAGCUUUAUAGGCUCAUAUGAUGACCCAAGAAAAGUUGGUCGUGGUCGAUACAAUCCUCAAAUGUUUCCAACAAUUUCUAUAGCAGAUUGGAGAAAAGGGUCUCAAUGGUUUGAGGUCAAUCGCAAGUUAGCGAUUGAUAUUAUAUCAGACAAGAAGUACUACCCUGUAUUUAGUGAGUUUUGCAGUCCUCCAUGUUACAUGGAUGAGCACUAUAUUCCUACGAUAGUGAACAUUCUGAGCCCAGAGGAGAACUCGAAUAGGAGUAUCACUUGGGUUGAUUGGUCUAAGACUGGUCCACACCCAGGAAAAUUUGUCAGGCAAGCUGUUAAUAUUGAGUUCUUGAAUCAAAUAAGGUUUGGUACUAACUGCACCUAUAAUGGCAAUGCUACUACCUCUAUGUGCUUUUUGUUUGCUAGGAAGUUCAUGCCAAACACUUUGCAACCUUUGUUGCAGAUUGCAUCAGAGUUUCUACAUUUCAGUACUUGAUAUUUGUA
Messenger RNA from Quercus lobata, 1424 nucleotides. Its product is annotated as glycosyltransferase BC10-like. NCBI's taxonomy places the organism in Eukaryota, Viridiplantae, Streptophyta, Magnoliopsida, Fagales, Fagaceae. Bases 148 to 1416 code for a protein of 422 amino acids. The transcript is spliced from 2 exons. Gene Ontology annotation, cellular component: membrane. Gene Ontology annotation, molecular function: glycosyltransferase activity. The record is from RefSeq and is a predicted model, not a curated record.